AUGAUGCUAAAAAGAAAAAACAGAAGAUUUAGCAUUAUGGCAUGCGGAUACAAAGGUUCAGGGAAAUCUUCAUUUUUCAAUACACUUUUCAAUAAUAUAAUCGUGCCAGUUCAAAACAGUACAGACAUAAAUCUCUAUAUGUUGAAUGUUGAUUGUGAAGGAGUUACGCAGAAAAUAAGUCUUAUUGAUACACCAGGAUUUGGUUCAGAAAUAUGUGACACAGAUUUACAAAAUAACAUUGUAAAUUUCAUAAAAGUACAAUUUGAUAAUUUUAUUGAUGAAGAAUCUAAAAUAAGAAGAAAUCCAUCCUAUGAAGAUCCUAGAAUUCAUUGUAUGUUAUAUUUUAUACCUUCAACUUGUAAAGGCUUAAAAGAAAAUGAUAUACAAUUUCUAAAAAGAGUACAUCAUCUUGUAAAUGUAAUACCAGUAAUAAGUAAAGCAGAUGGACUUAUUGAAGCAGAAAAGACAAAAUUAAAAUGCCUUAUUAAUGAACAAUUACAAAAUAAUGAAAUUAAAGUUUUUGAUUUUGAGCAUUCUGACUACUACGAGAAAAUCGAUUCACAAGAAAGCAUAAACAAAUACAUGCCAUUUACUAUUAUAUCGAGUGAUAUGGCUGAUGGUGUAACAAGAGAAAGAAGAUUUAGUUGGGGAACGGUAGAGGUAGAUAAUGCAGAACAUUGUGAUUUUGCUAUAUUAAAAGAAAUAUUGUUAGGAACACAUCUUAAUAUUUUGAUUGACUACACAGGUAGUGAAUUAUAUGAAACAUACAGGGCUGGAGUUUUAGAAAAUAAAAUAUCUGCACAAUAA
This is a messenger RNA of Vairimorpha ceranae, 807 nucleotides long. Its product is annotated as septin. Gene Ontology annotation, biological process: cytoskeleton-dependent cytokinesis; division septum assembly; protein localization to bud neck. Gene Ontology annotation, molecular function: molecular adaptor activity; GTPase activity; GTP binding. The coding region runs from base 1 to 807 and encodes 268 amino acids. NCBI's taxonomy places the organism in Eukaryota, Fungi, Microsporidia, Nosematidae. Gene Ontology annotation, cellular component: cytosol; septin complex; cell division site. The transcript has a single exon. The record is from RefSeq and is a predicted model, not a curated record.